This is a messenger RNA of Osmia bicornis bicornis, 1365 nucleotides long. RefSeq lists its product as uncharacterized. The record is from RefSeq and is a predicted model, not a curated record. The transcript is spliced from 3 exons. The coding region runs from base 339 to 842 and encodes 167 amino acids. Lineage: Eukaryota; Metazoa; Arthropoda; Insecta; Hymenoptera; Megachilidae.
UCCGCGACGCUGAACUUUCUGUUUCCUGGAAGUGACGCGGAUGCGCAGAAAGUUUGACGUCAAACUCCGUUCCCGCUAAAGGGACAGGACCUUUCGACCGCCAUGGAUAUUGAUUUUUCCACGGGUUUCGAGGUUUCUAGAGCAGACGACGGUCUGGCGCAGACUCCACUAUCUGCAACAUGGCGGUUUAUCACGGUAACGUUAUCCAACAUCUUCUCGUCUCGCGUUUCUCUCUGUUCACCAGACCAGCUGUUGGUAUUUACGAUGAUGCAGUCGGGAUUCGGGAAAGCUAGAGGUGACGAUUAAUUCUCCAAGUCGGAAGAGCGAUCUUGGUGAACAUGACCGGCGACACAUGUGCCAUUGUCACGUGCUUCCUGUUCCUCGCGAGUAUCACGCUCGCCAAUGGGCAGCUAUUAUCAACGGAACAUCGGACUCAUGCAGCUGCGGAACGAGUGAACGAUCUAUGGUGUUAUCAGUGCGACACGAUGGAAGAUGGGGAGAGAUGUUCCAAUCUGACCGGAAAUUACACCGCUUUCGAGCACAAGUGCACUGGUGACAAAAGGACCUGCAUGGUGAAACGAUUUUCGUACACCACCAGCACCGAAGAUUCAACUUCAAGUCCUCAAACUUGGUCCAUGGAGAGGAACUGUACCAGCAAAUGCGAACCUGGUUGCAUAGUGAUCGGCGAACGGACAAAACUGUCCGCUUGCACUACUUGUUGCGAACAAUCGUUCUGUAACGUCGGUACUGGCGCGAGCAAUGAUUUAACAAUGAAAGGUAUAGAUCUAUUUCUAGCUCUUAUAUUGCAGAUCACUUUAACCAUCAUCAUGUAUCCCUCGUGAUAUUGUAAAUAAACUAUCUUCCUUGUAAAUAAUUCAGUUUCUCCUUCCAUUUCGAAAUUUCAUUCAUCGAAUUCCAACGCUUUUCCAUUCAUAUGUAAUUUAUCCUUUCUACUUGCAUCUCGUUGUAACGUAUAAAUUGUAACAUAUCUAUAAGAGAACGUUUCAUGUAUUAUCUAUGGAGACGUUAAUUUAAUUUUGUAAAAAAGUGAUAUUUGUUUUUUGAAAAUAAAAAUAUUACUCCAAUCAUGUGUCGUUCGAUUUAUCGCAGGAAUAUUAAUGUCAAACCGGGAAUGUGUACCACGUAUCCAGUUUAUAUAGGAUCAAGUGUAUUCGAUGUUACGUAGUUUCAACUGUUGAUUUACAGCUGUGCUCAAUUAACCCGCAUAUGUAGUUACACAAUAUUAAAUGGAAGCGUUUGCCUUACAGACAAGCAUUCUAUUUAACAACAUUGUGGAAAUACGUUCACUUUAAUUUCAUUUCAUCUAAUUUCUUUAUAUUAAUAAAUUGUACCCACAAAUAUUAA